Hippoglossus stenolepis (Pacific halibut) is the source of this 4282-nucleotide messenger RNA. It is a transcript of the gene ncam1a, whose product is annotated as neural cell adhesion molecule 1a. The coding region runs from base 276 to 2522 and encodes 748 amino acids. Gene Ontology annotation, molecular function: protein binding. Lineage: Eukaryota; Metazoa; Chordata; Actinopteri; Pleuronectiformes; Pleuronectidae. The transcript is spliced from 20 exons. The record is from RefSeq and is a predicted model, not a curated record. Gene Ontology annotation, cellular component: membrane; neuron projection. Gene Ontology annotation, biological process: cell adhesion.
UGCUGGUAUCUAUCUGGUGUGUGUGAGUGUGUGUGUGAGUGUGAGAGUGUGAGUGCUUCGGCUGCUGCUUGUCACUCAUUGUGCCGCGGACACGGGAAGCGACAAGGACCAAAAACUGAGUCCGGUGGCAGUUGUCGUCCCUGGGAAAGGAAAAGGCUGAUAUCUGUACCUCCCCCCCCCACCCCCCACCACCAACCACACUCAGCUCCGGAGAGAGACACCGCGUGUUUUAAAGUGCGUCUGUUCUGCUAAAGGAGAAUAUCUGUGACAUUACAAUGCUGCAAACAAGGGACAUCAUCUGGGGAUUGCUGUUCAUUGGCUGCGCAGCCGCCAUCCGGGUGGAAAUCACUCCGACGCAAGGAGAGAUCAGCGUGGGAGAGUCCAAAUUCUUCCUCUGCGAAGUGGUGGGAGAUGCUAAAGACAUAGACUGGUAUGCGCCCAGCGGGGAGAAGAUCCUUCCCAACAGGCAGGACAUCUUUGUGAGCCGCAGCGAUGAAUCCAUGUCCACCCUCACCAUAUACCACGCCAACGUGGACAGCGCUGGCAUCUACAAGUGCGUGGCAAAGAACGGGGAGAAGGAGGCGCAGGCCACCGUCCAAGUGAAGAUCUUCCAGAAGAUCACCUUCGAGAGCGCCCCGAGCCAGCAGGAGUUCAACGACGGCGACGACGCCGAGAUAGUCUGCGACGUGAUCAGUUCACCGCCACCCACCAUCAUCUGGAAGCACAAGGGCGCCAAGAUCCAACUCGCCAAAGACGUUCGCUUCAGGAUCAUGAUGAACGGCCACCUGCAGAUACGCGGCAUCAAGAAGACGGAUGAGGGCAUGUACACCUGCGAGGCCCGGGUCAUGGCCAGGGGAGAAAUCGACUUCAGGAUGAUCAAGGUCGUCAUUAAUGUGCUUCCCACCAUCCGGGCCAGGCAGUCAGAGGUCAACGCCACAGCUGACAUCGGGGGCUCGGCUCUGUUGGCCUGUGAUGCCGACGGCUUCCCUGAACCCACCGUCACCUGGGCACAUAACAACGUCGUCCUUGAAACGGGCGAUAAGUACGGCCUGAACGAGGACGGCUCAGAAUUGGAAAUAAAAGAUGUCACGAAAGUGGAUGAAGGAGAAUACACUUGCAUCGCCAGGAACAAGGCGGGGGAGAAGGCGGAGGAAGUCAGCCUCAACGUGUUUGUGCAACCGAAGAUCACCUACUUGAACAACCACACUGCCUCCGAGUUUGACGAGCAGGUCACGCUGACCUGCGAGGCCUCGGGCGACCCCACGCCCACCAUCUCCUGGAGCUUUCAGAACAGGGUGUUUACCGAAGGAGAGCAGGAUUCGUGGACGCGACCAGACACAUACGAGAGCCUUGACAGGAACAUCGUGGUGCGCAGCCACGCGCGGAUCUCCUCUCUCACCUUGAAAAAUGUGCAGUUCACGUACGCCGGCCAGUAUCUCUGCACCGCCAGCAACUCCAUCGGCCAGGACAACCAGCACAUGCACCUGGAAGUUCGCUAUGCUCCAAAGAUCCUGGGUGGGGUGAUGACGUACACGUGGGAGGGAAACACAGCCAACAUCAGCUGUGAGGUGGAGGCUCACCCCGGAGCGUCAGUCGUCUGGUUCAGAGAAGACCUGCCGCUGCCCAGCGCCAACGCCACCAACAUCAAGAUCUACAACACGCCGACCGGCAGCAACCUGGAGAUCACCCCUGAUUCCGGUGACUUCGGGAGCUACAACUGCACGGCAGGAAAUGCAAUGGGCACCGAGCACAAGGAAUUCCUUCUCAUCCAAGCAGAUGUGCCAUCAUCGCCAGAAAUUCAAUAUGUGGAACCUUUCUCGAGCACAGCAGUGGCCGUGUUUGAGGAGCCCGACGCCACUGGAGGGGUUCCCAUCACCAAGUACAAGGUGGAAUGGCGUUUGCCCGGCCAGGAUUGGACUGGCAGGGAGUAUGAAGCCGACGACGACACGAGCAGGAUCACCAUCGUUGGCCUGAAACCAGAGACCACCUACGAGCUCAAGAUGUCGGCCAUCAACGGCAAGGGCGAAGGCGAGAGCAGCGAGGCCAAGACCUUCAAGACGGAGCCAGUCCGCUAUUCUUUUACAAUUUCAUCAGCGAUUCCUCCCACUACCGCUGCCACCAGUCUGGCCAGUAAAGGGGAACCCAGUGCUCCCAUACUAGAGCUCAACGUCCAGAACAGGGGCAAUUCCCUUAAGGUCAACUGGAUCAAACAGGACGAUGGCGGUUUACCCAUCAAGCACUACCUGGUCAGAUACAAGGCUAAACACGCAUCUGACUGGAAACCAGAGAUCCGCCUCCCCAACGUCAGCGAGUACGUGGUGCUGAGCGGCCUGGACUGGAACACAGACUACGAGGUGCACGUGGUGGCGGAAAACCAGCAGGGCAAGUCCGAGCCUGCCACCCUCGCCUUCAGGACAACCACAGAGCCCACCACCGUCCCAGCUACCCUCGGUUGCCAGUGUGUGACGUCCAGUCUGGCAGCUCUCCUGCUGUCCAUGCUCACUGUGCACUGGCUCUCAUAAACUGAUUUUGUUCAAGGAGAAAGAGGAUAGUCUGAGCCGGUGAAAUCUUUGGGCCCGGACCCCUUUGCUUUCUAUGCCUUUUUGACCCUUGUGCAGCCACACACAAGAUUAAAAAAAACGAUGAAGACAGGGACGCUGGAGGUGACUCAGAGUUGAGGGUGCUGAGAGAAUAUAUAAUGCAUUCAUUGGUUUUUACUGUUAAUUUGAAUGGCCCGCAACAUUUUAUACCAGUUUUAGGAGAUUUUACACGACAACAGGCGGCCACUAAAAUCUGUGAUCCUCUCAGCUCACGCUAACGUUAUUUGGGCCACAUUCUACAUUUGUGCAUCAGGCCGAACAGAAAAUACACAGAAUAUUCUGAAAUCAAAUAUUAUAAAUAAAAUGGCGUACCAUGAUUUUUUUGCUGUGGAGGGGACACCCAGAAACAAUUGGUGCAACAUCUGGAAGUCAAGCUCCCAGAGAAAAUAACCAUUUACAUUUUUAGCCUUAACGGGUCAACCACUGCUUGAUUAGCACGUCCACACGGCACAGAUGAAAACAUUAAAUUGAAUUUGUUAGGCCUACUUCUAUGCUACCAUCAAAAUAGUUGUGUAGAAGAUUAAAUCUCUUAUUGAUUUGUGUCGUUAAAGGUUUUGCCUUGUAGUUACAGCCCCUGGCCUGUAGGGGCUGCUGCAGCCCCCUCAGCACCCCUCCUUCCAGCGUCCUUGGACGAAGAGUUGCGAUAUUGGUUUCAUGAUGUUAUUACAGGGUGCUCAGUACUUGUAUUAUUCUCAACUUCUGGGGGUUUAGACUCUGUUAAUAUUCGUUUUCAUAUAAUUUUUUUUUGUUCAUGUCUACACAAUGAAUAGAUCCAGAGAGGGACACGUUUAGAGGGUUUUGUCAUCGUUACACGACGGACAUGGGUGCUUCCUCUGAGAUACAGUGUGAACAGAGUGUUGCUGCUUUGUUUUAGAUACAGUUAGCACAUUCAUAAUGCCUUAAUGUGAUCUCAAGAGGGGAGAUAAAAUCAAAAAAUAAUUACCCGACACCGUUUAAUCACGUGUCCACGGUGUCCUAACCAGGAACGGCAAUCGCAAAGAGACUUUUAUUUUGGAAUUUAUUGCCUAACAAACAGACACACGCCAUUCUGAUCUUAUGUCACGGACGACAUACAAGCAUGACAAGUGCAUGAGAGCCGACACGAGGCAUGAUCCGGUGUUCAUGAAUGUGCUUAUGCAGCUGCUUCCAACUUCCCCCAGUCGAGCAUUAUGAAUGUGGUAACUCAAGCGUUGAGUGCAAAUGCCGUGCCUAAUUUCUGUUUUAUUAUGUUUUUUGUGUUUUUGGGGAGGGGGGGGGGAUACAAGCUUGAGAAAUCCUGCUGGACAAAGAUGCGGAGGGAAAAACAUUUGCAGAGAAAUGUAGUAUUGAUUAUGGUCAGAGUACUCGUUUUUUUCAGGAGACUUUAUUACUCGUCAAUAUUACAUAUUAUGCUCACGUUCAAAUACAUUGUUAUGUAACCGCCUUGUCAGAAGAGAGAGGUUCCGAAGGUUGUGCAGAGAAACUAAUCAUGUUUUUGUGACCGUGUACAUACUCUUUUCACACUGAGAAACGCAAGAAAUCAGCUGUUAUUUUGACGGUUCAUUGUUCUCUUUUUACCUGGAAGCAGAGAAAUGUCUAAAAAAAAAAGACAACGCUGACGUGCAACAGCUGUUAAAAACAUUAAAAAUAAUUCAUUUUCAAUUAUGUGACAUUUAUUUUAAUUCUCUGAGACAUUUUUGUAA